ACUUUACAGUACUUUACACCACUGGUGUUGGGGUGUGGUUCGGUACUGUACCAUGCAGGGCUGGAGUCUGUAUCAGUGUUAUCUAAACCUCAUUACAUGAAGCAUGAUAUACUACACAUAGUUGAAGGAAUUCAUUAAGUAUACCACCUCCCUACUACUUUCUUGUCUCUUGGCAUGCAACACACACACACACACCACCCGGUAAGGAUUUCAUUUUUAAAUGUUUCAAUUUUCUGUCGUCAAAAGGAGGCCUAUAGAUUGUGAUGUCGAUGACCUUGACAAGACAUCACCUUUUAGAGGUUGCUGUGACUACAUUAUUCAAUGGGCUCUGAGCACAGUCCUACUCUCAUACAUAUGGUAUGGAUGCCAUCUUGUAUUUGUUUAUGCUCAGAUAGAAUAAAGAAGAAACAGACCAGGAAGUAGGCAACAAUUCCAGGCAUUUGACACACUGCUGUUCAUUUGGUUCCCAAUGCAGAUCAUAUUAAUGAUUCUUCAGGUCUUUAUCCUUCUUCAUCUCAUUCUAGGUGUUUAGGACAGUGAUGUCAAUGAGAGUGUGGCAUCUAUGAAUCAAACUUUUCACAUUGUUCUUGUAAAAUACAGAAGGUUGAAACAGGAUGUGGUUGCAUUUGUGCUUUCACCUUUUCUCUGAAGUGCGCUAGUUGCGGUAUCUUUUUGCUUUGACAUGACCUCAUCUUGUUUCCAUGACAGCAUAACAAGCCCAACAUACAAACCACCUAGAAUGAGUAAACAAUUUAGGAGCAACUUGAACUUUUGAACUCCUCCUCAAAAUCUAGCAUGUACUAAAUUGUCAUUAUAAUCUAAUAGUUGAUUCUGUAGCUGCCAUGAGGUGUAUUUUGUAAAUAAUGAAUUGCAGUGAAAGUAUGAAUAAAGGCCUUUACAUAACAUCUGUCCAUUCUCUCGCACCCUUCCUCUUUCUCUCCCUCUCACCCUUCCUCUCCCUCACCCUUCCUCCCCCUGUCUGCCAGAUGAUCGCCACACCUCCUCACUCCCCUCGUCUCCCAGGCUCCCCGUCAUAUCUGGGAGGACACUGCGUCCCCUGUCCGGCCCCCCCACCCUCCUCCCCUUGCCCCUCCCCUCCCUCCUCUCCCUCCUCUGGAGGGGUCACACUACGUCGGACCACCCCCUCCUCCUGUCUCACACACACUCUGGACCACCUCCGCAGGCACAGCUGGCAGCCUGGAGUCAUGAUGUAUGGCUGCCCCCCACAGUACCAGCAACGCAGUGUGAGUCUGGAGGGUUUUGACCCAGAAGAGAUGGAGCGGGUGCUCCUUGGAGCCCUGGAGGGAUCCAGCAGAGGGGGGCGGGACCCUCGCCGAGCCCCCAUCACCUCUUUUGGCCAAGAGCUGGGCUCCCUGCUGUCACUCACGGAGGAGGAGGCGGGCUGCCAGACCCCGGUCUUCUCCCCAUUGGAGGAGCAGUCGUCUCAGCUGCAGGGCUUCAGUGCCUCCGCUCCCUCCCUGUGUGCCAGUCCCAGUCUGCGCCAGCUACCCAAAGCCAACCUCCACCCUCCAACCCACACAAACACUGAUACACACUCUCCGACACCUCACACACACCCCUACACACACUCACAAAACCACCAGCAUCAUCGUCAUCAGCCUUGCCAUCGCUCCUACUCAAACUCCAAUUCCAUCUCCCAAUGCCACUACCAAGAGUCUUCCCUGGGCUCUGUAUUUGGGGGUUCCACACAGAGUGUGGAUACAGAGCUUGGUGAGCUGUGGGGGCAAGAAGAGAGGCAGCGGCUGGGCGAAGAGAGAGAGAGGCGGAGGGAGGAGAGAAGGACGGAGGGACUGAGGGGUGCUCCCCCCGGGGAGGAGAGGGGGGAGAAGACGGGAAGCCCUUUGGGACGCACCUUCAGCUUCCUGCGCAAGAUGGCUGGCCAACGCAAGAACAAAGAGAAGGAGCGGAUGAAGGAGAGGGAGAAGGAGGCGCGGGAGCGGGAGGCGCGCUAUAGCAACGGCCACCUCUUCACUUCCCUCACUGUGUCUGCCACCACCCUCUGUUCCGCCUGCAACAAGAGCAUCACCGCUAAAGAGGCCCUCAGCUGCCCCACCUGCAAUGUCACCAUCCACAACCGCUGUCGAGACACACUGGCCAACUGUGUCAAGAUGAAACAAAAGCAACAGAAGCUAGCACUGGUGAGGAACAACUCCGCGCUGCAGAACGUAGCUCUAAGGACCAAAACCCCUAUGAUGAAGGAGCGGCCCAGCUCAGCCAUCUACCCGUCCGACAGUCUCCGUCAGUCCCUGCUGGGUUCCCGCCGUGUCCGCUCUGGCCUCUCCCUCUCCAAGAGUGUCUCCACACAAAACCUUGCAGGGAAUCUGAAUGACGACUCACCUUUGGGCCUGCGGAGGAUCCUGUCUCAGUCCACAGACUCCCUGAACUUCAGAAACAGAGCCAUGUCAAUGGAGUCCCUCAACGACGAGGGGGAGGUGUACUAUGCUGCCAUGUUGGAGGAGCUGGAGAGGGAGGGGAAGGACUUUGAGGCUGACUCAUGGAGCCGGGCCGUAGACCCCUCCUACCUGCAGACGCACCGCAAAGACGUCAUCAAGAGACAGGACGUCAUCUAUGAGCUGAUCCAGACAGAGUUCCACCACGUGAGGACCCUGCGGAUCAUGGAGGGGGUGUUCCGGCAGGGCAUGCUGGACGAGGUGCUGCUGGAGCCGGGCGUGGCGCACGCUGUCUUCCCCUGUCUGGAGCAGCUGAUGGCACUACACACGCACUUCCUUUCCCAGCUUAUGACACGACGCACACACAGCCUGGCCCCCGGGAGCAGUACCAACUUUACUAUCAACCAACUGGGGGAUAUACUGACUGAACAGUUCUCAGGUCAGUGUGCAGAUGAGAUGAGGAAAGCCUAUGCUGAGUUUUGCAGCCGCCACCCCAAAGCUGUGAAACUGUACAAGGAACUGCUGGCCAGAGACAAGAGGUUUCAGCACUUCAUACGGAGGGUAAGCCGGGGGCCCCUGCUGCGUCGCCAUGGCAUCCAGGAGUGCAUCCUGCUGGUGACUCAACGCAUCACCAAAUACCCUGUCCUCAUCCAGCGCAUCCUGGACAACACCAAGGGCAGUGAAGAGGAAGCCCAGUCCCUAGCCCAGUCCCUGUCUCUGAUCCGGGACUUGUUGAGCUCUGUGGACCAGCAGGUGGCAGAGUUGGAGCGGACCCAGAGGCUCCAGGAGAUCAGGGCCAGAUUGGACCCCCGGGCCCAGGCGGAGGUCAGGGGAGGAGGGGUGUUCAGGGGAGGGGAGCUGCUCCGCAGGACUCUCCUCCACGAGGGCACUCUGCUGUGGAAGACGCAAGGAUCCAGACUCAAAGACGUGCAGGUCCUGCUGAUGACAGACAUCCUGGUGUUCAUGCAGGAGAAAGACCAGAAGUAUUUCUUCCCAUGCAUAGACAAGCCUGCAGUGUUGUCUCUGAAGAACCUGAUCGUGAGGGACAUAGCCAAUCAGGAGCGAGGGAUGUUCCUGAUCAGUGACUCCACCCCCCCAGAGAUGUACGAGCUGCAUGGCGCCUCACGAGACGACAGGAACAACUGGAUGAGACUCAUACAGCAGACAGUCAGCAGCUGUCCGUCCAGAGAGGACUUUCCCCUGAUAGAGACAGAGGACAAGGCCUUACUGCGCCGACUCAGAGCUGACAUCCAGCAGAAGGACAGAGAGGUGCUGGAGCUCCUCCAGGAGAGAGUGACUCUGUUCUCUGACCUGGCUGAGGUCACCGGUGGGGGUCAGGAAGUCACACCCACCCCCACCAACUCUAGGAACAUCUUCCGGGCCGACACCCCCUACGCACCCCAGGCGGAAUACCUACUCACCGACGCCAUCUCAGAGGUUGACAGGCUGAGUGAGUUGCUGCUGGGCUCCAACAUAGAGCUUCCCAAGUCCAACGGUACCAAUGAUGACCAGAACCACAAAGGGGCGCCAGUGAGCAAUGGAGAUUCGAUCUCCGUCAACGGGACUCAUGAAAUGAAAGGAAGUCCAGCGUCCAAGGACAGAAAUGGUAACCAGCUACAGGACAGACCCCUAAAUGAGGAGGUGUGUCAGAGGCUUGUGAACCUCAGUGCUCAUCUCCACUCUCUACAGGCCGCUGUCAUUCACCAAGACUCUGUCCUCGAGCUCCGCCUCCACGAGGGCACUGGCCCCGCCUCCUCAGGUUCCUCCACUCCCACCCCCACUCCUCCAAACUCCUUCCCCAGGCUGUGCCGUUCCAUGUCACGUGACACAGGUCUGGAUGCGGGCAUGGUGGCAGCCAUGGGGGAGAUGGCCAUGCUCCAGAAGCAGCAUGAUCUGCUGCAGGAGGAGGUGGUGAGGCUGCGCCCCCUGGAGGCCAGGCUGAGGGACAGCGAGAGGGCCAGGGCUCAGCUGGAGCAGCAGAUCAGGGACAAUAAGGGCAAGAGGGGCAGGAGGGGAAGGAGAGGCAGCAGAGGCAGCAACGAAGACAUUGUGGUGGAUGUUACAGCCUUAGAGCAGGCUCCUGCUAAAAGAAGAGGAAGUGGUGAUGGCGAGCCCAGCCCUGUCGCGCCAUUGGCCUGUCAGGAACCAGUGGACCAAUUGGACGGCGUACAGGAAGGCAGUGAGGAGGAGGAGUCGGAGGAAGAGGCGGAUGUAGUGAAGGUUUCACCACGCUCUGACAGUCCAAGAGAUCUCCAGGAUAUCCCGGAGGAGAGCGAGUGCGGACCGGAAGCUCAGGAAUCCAAAGGCUGAUUCCGAGUUAACAUUGACCUCAAACUGGAUACGCAAACCAGAAAACAGGACUUGAGAGCUGGACCAACAUAUUCUCAACCUUCAACCAACCAGACCUGAUAGAACUUAUCUUCAGUGAUUCCAUCUAUUCGUCUUUCUUUGGCAUAGAAAGCCUACCCAGGAAUUGUGUAUUGUAUCAUGGUAUAAGUUAGUUCGGAGAUGUUAUAUGUUUUUCUAAUGUUAUGUUAAAAGCUUCAUCCUCGGGAUUGAAUCCCUUUUUCCAAGCCCACUCUUCGUUUCUUCUUUCCCUUUUCAAAACAAGGAUGACUAAUAACAGAGAGGGAUUGGGGGGUGAAGAGGAGGAGUUGUUCGCAACAACAAUGGAAUUCUAAUGGUGGACUGUUGAUCUAUAGGUGUCUGCUGAUACCAGUAGGAACUAUUCUGGACUGUAACUGCCUGUCAUUGUUGUACAUUUAGUGUCACCUCUCUACAGACCUGGUUUGUCUGUGAUGGUGGAGCUGACUGAUUGAAACUGAACUUAGAUCAGUAAAGGAGGGCGGGACAGAAAAGAGGGAGGGCGGGACAGGGAAAGGGGGAGGGCAGGACAGAAAAGGGGGAGGGCAGGACAGAAAAGGGGGAGGGCAGGACAGAAAAGGGGGAGGGUGGGACAGAAAAGGAGGGUGUACAUAUGCUCUAUAUCAUUGUUUAAAAUAUGUGUGGGUAUUAAUCAACUCUCACCCCCACUCCUUGAACACAAACACUUGAAAACUAUUGUGCUUUUCAUAAACCAAAUUGUUUCUUUUUUUCUAGGAAGACAUCAGUAGUGAAGCCACCAUGAGGGGUUUUAUACUGAAUAUUUUAUAAAAAUGGAGAGGGGAGGUUACAAUGAACUGUUCUGACUUUUGGAGGAUACACACAGAAGAACCACACUGAACCAAAAAACAACAUAAUUGACAUAUUAAUUAGGAUAAAGAAUUGCAUCCUUAGAAUAAGGAUAGACCAAUCUGACUGACUGUACCUGGAAUAUUUUCACCUCUAUUAUAAUCUACAGUUGUAUGUUUCAUACAUGAACUACUAAAUUGAACUACUAAAACGUGGUUUACACUGUACUUUAUCGUGAGUUCAGAUUUGCCGGUGGAAUUGACUUUGAUCGUCUCUAAUGUAUUUCACCCAUAUGGUUUUUAGGAUGAUAAACUGUUGCUACCAGCAACACUGACACCAACCAAAACCUCCUUUAACAAAAAGUUCAACAUUUUUCUGACUGUCUUUGAGCUCACCCCUUAACCAUGAAGCGACUGUAUUAUGUAGGAAUGUAAAUUAUUUGACUGGAUUCAAAGGGUGUUUCCUUGUUUGAACUACAUUAAAAAAAAUGUGUUAUCUUCUUUAUAUGUUACAUAUAUUCUAUAAGAACUAUUUGUAUAAAUAUUUGAUCUGUUCUGAAAAAAGAAAAUGACUUUUUAACGUUAAUAUUGUAAUUUUGUCUUUUUAUUAUUUUUUAUUUGACUUACAAUUAUUUUAAUUUUGUGUGCUGUUUAUAAAUCUUACAGAAAUCUA
Oncorhynchus kisutch (coho salmon) is the source of this 6254-nucleotide messenger RNA. RefSeq names its product rho/rac guanine nucleotide exchange factor (GEF) 2b (gene arhgef2b). Bases 864 to 4721 code for a protein of 1285 amino acids. The transcript is spliced from 24 exons. Gene Ontology annotation, biological process: actin filament organization; cell morphogenesis; positive regulation of neuron differentiation. Gene Ontology annotation, cellular component: ruffle membrane; cytoskeleton. The record is from RefSeq and is a predicted model, not a curated record. Lineage: Eukaryota; Metazoa; Chordata; Actinopteri; Salmoniformes; Salmonidae. Gene Ontology annotation, molecular function: microtubule binding; guanyl-nucleotide exchange factor activity.